CUUCCGCUGGCAAGAUGGCGGCUGCAGGGGGUCUCCUGUGGGGCCUGCGCCGCCUGUGUCGCGUGCUACUGUUCCUCUCGCAGUUCUACAUUCUCUCGGGCGGCGGGUCCUUCAGUGUAGAGCCUUCGCAGCCGCUGGCUCAGUCCGACAAGGAUCCGGGCCCCACACGUACGUUCACAGUAGUGCCCAGGGCAGCAGAAAGCACCGAUAUCCCACCUUAUAUGAUGAAGUGUCCGAGCAAUGGUUUGUGUAGCAGACUUCCCGCAGACUGUAUAGAGUGCAAGACCAAUUUCUCCUGUGUCUAUGGGAAGCCUGUCACUUUUGACUGCACAGUCAAACCUUCUGUUACCUGUGUUGAUCAAGACUUCAAAUCCCGAAAGAGCUUUGUCCUCAACAUGACUUGCAGGUUCUGCUGGCAGCUUCCGGAAACCGACUACGAGUGCUCCAGCUCCACCAGCUGCAUGGCAGUGUCCUGCCCGCGGCAGCGCUACACGGCCAACUGCACUGUGCGGGACCAUAUCCACUGCCUGGGUAACCGUACUUUUCCGAAAAUGCUGUACUGCAACUGGACUGGCGGUUAUAAGUGGUCUACUGCUCUGGCUCUGAGAUUUACAGGAAAGUUGCAAAGCUAGAGAGUUCCUGUACACCCUUCACCCAGCUUCCCCCACGUUGUUGACAUCUUAAAUUACCGUGGCACAUUUAAUAGCUGAUUUUUUUAAAAUAAGAAUAAUUUUCUUCUCUGGGCUCAACAUGGUUUCUUUGAGAAUCUUCAUGGUGAAUGUGAUAACGCCUGGUGUUUGCUUCUUGGUACUCGGGGUGGGGGAUUGGAAGGGUGUAGAUGAACCAGGGAUGGACACAUGUUGAUAACUAUUGGAGCUGGGUCAUGGAUACUGUUCUCUUCUUUUUACUUUUAUAUGUUUGGAAUUUUUCAUAAUAAAAACUUUAAAAAAAAUACAAUGAGAAGUUGUCCAAAUAUUGUUAGAUCUUAGAAUUUGAAGGAACCUUAAAAGUCAUUUAUUCUGAACAUGAAAUUUUUAAAGAUGGGUGACUGACAAUGUUCACAACUUGAUCUGGGCAGCCAUGUGGUGUUGGCUGCCUGGCGAUGCCACCUUCGACCACCAUGUUCCUGCACUGUCUGUAGGACUAGCCCCACUUUGCUCUCCUGGAUGUGCCAUUUCAAGGUUAAAAAAGCAACAAGCUCGAUUUUCUUGAAAAGAGAACCAUUAGACUUCAUUACAGCUAAAAAUUGUGUUUACUUUUGACAAUUAAACGGUCUUGUUGCCCAUGAUUGUUUAGUGUUGUACAUUUGUGAGAUAGUCACUGUGUCCUGAUUAAGGGAUCUGGUGAUUUGAGGCCCUUUCCCACAUGUGAGUUAGCGGUUACUGAGGCGCAGUAAUGCAGGUGCAGUCGGGGGGCCGUUGAUGGACUCCAGGCCU
Messenger RNA from Mesoplodon densirostris (Blainville's beaked whale), 1436 nucleotides. RefSeq names its product TM2 domain containing 3 (gene TM2D3). The coding region runs from base 15 to 632 and encodes 205 amino acids. The transcript has 6 exons. The record is from RefSeq and is a predicted model, not a curated record. Lineage: Eukaryota; Metazoa; Chordata; Mammalia; Artiodactyla; Ziphiidae.